Molecule: messenger RNA, 4404 nt
Organism: Hippoglossus stenolepis (Pacific halibut)
Lineage: Eukaryota; Metazoa; Chordata; Actinopteri; Pleuronectiformes; Pleuronectidae
Product: claudin-20
Exons: 2
Coding region: 462-1190 (242 amino acids)
Biological process (GO): cell adhesion; bicellular tight junction assembly
Cellular component (GO): plasma membrane; bicellular tight junction
Molecular function (GO): structural molecule activity
Source: RefSeq, a predicted model, not a curated record
UCGUGCUGAGUGUGUGUGGUCUGUCUAUGUGUGUGUGUGAGUGUGUGUUGGUGAAGAUGGGGUGUCCUCCUCUCAAACACUGUUGCUAAGGAAAUGGACUUGAAUGGAUCCGUGGCUCGGGCUCAAUCCUCCCGCUCGCCCCCCUCGUCAGCCCGCUGCUGCUGCUGCUGCUGCGCGUGUCGGUGUGUGACUGUGUGUGUUUACAGGAAUCACUGCGAACAGCGUGACGCGUCAGAGCCAGCUCUGCACCAGCCAGGUCCAGUGGAGCUGCGGCUGAAGAACUGAGGAGCUGGGGGAUUUGACUGGCAGCUGGUACACACCACCACCAAGGGAGGGAGAGAGAGGCGGCUGGGGCAGUGGGGUCGACGAGCCUGGCUGGCGCUGGGUGAAUGCUGCCAAGCGAGGACAACGGCUGAGGAGGCGGCAUCAGCAGCAGCAGCAUCCACUUUUUUAAAAGGAGUAUGGCAUCCACGGGCAUGCAGAUAUUUGGAUUUGUCCUGGCUCUGUUGGGCAUCAUGGGUGCCAUGGUGGCCACUGUGCUGCCCAACUGGAAGGUCAGCGCAGACGUGGGCUCCAACAUCAUCACAGCGAUCUCCCAGAUGCAGGGACUGUGGAUGGACUGCACAUGGUACAGCACAGGCAUGUUCAGUUGCACACUCAAGUAUUCCGUGCUUUCACUACCUGCGUACUUGCAGACGGCCCGCACCACCAUGGUGCUGUGCUGCGUAAUGGCUGCCAUGGGCCUCUGCCUCGCAUCCCUGGGACUAAAAUGCACACGUUGGGGAGGUGGACGACGCUCCAAGCGACACGCUGCAAUCGCAAGCGGUGGCUGCUUUGUUGCCGCAGGGUUUCUGUGUCUGGUUCCUGCUUCCUGGUUUACCAACGAGGUCAUCACCAACUUUCUGGACUCCAGUGUGCCAGAGAGCAAUAAGUUUGAGCCUGGGGGCGCUGUGUAUGUUGCCUUUGUUUCAGCAGGAUUCCUCUUUGUUGGGGGGUCCAUCUUCUGUAUGUCCUGUUCAGGGAAGCGGCAUGGCCCCCAGGACCUGGUCCUGCUGCCUCCCCCUGACAAACUGCUGCUCCAGCAGCAGCAGCAACAGCUGCUUCAGCAGCAGCAGGAGCUCCAGCACCAGUACUGCUCUCUCUCCCCAUUAGACAAUAAGACGGGCUACAGCCUGCAGGACUAUGUGUAAUAAAGCAGCGCUGUGUAUGCCACGGCAAAAGGGAGAUGAGCCUGAGGGGAAACCAUCACGGCUUACGUUGCACACUAGGCUCUACUUUACAUGGAGGUGGAGAAAAGACGAGGGAGGAGGGCAACAACUUUGAAUUCAUUUUCCCCCCUUCUCCUUUAUCUGGCUCUUCUCCUUUUCUUUCUGUUUUGCAAGCACAAGCAGUGGAGGUAUUCCCUAAGCAGCGGCUUGGAACAAACAGCAUGAAUGUGUAAGGAGCCAGGAUAAGGUGCUGCAGAAUCGGAGGACGCCGCUAACCAAAUGCAGACAUCCUUCAUCACAGAGAGAGUUCCCUGGGGAAUGGAUUAAGCAAAUAAGGAAGGCUCCAGAGUAGAUUUUUUUUCCUCGCCAAAGGUUUGAAUUAAAAGAGAGAGAAAAAAAGCAAUCAUUUAGCUGCUAUUUACAAUCGUUUGGUACACUCCCAUUUGACGAACAUAGGCAAUAUAAUGUCUGAGAGCAGGAGGUGGAAGCCCUCUCAUUUGCAAGCCAUUGUAGUUUUUUCGUAUACUUACCCACUAGAAUGCUACACGGAAAUGACUGAAAUAAAUGGUCAUACUUAUGUUAGCUACUGAUGUUGAUAUGUUGCCUCUAAAGCAUGCUGUGUGGAGCCUGUCUGUGUAUUAAUACAGAGGAAUGCCUGGUUAGAAGACUGAGACAUAGCCACACAAUGCCUGUGCCUGAAAAGCUGUAGAAACAUUACCCUGCUGUAACUGUUCAUAGAGGACUGUCAGGAGGAAUAGAUGUGGGCUGCCGGGCUGGGACUGAGACCCACAACGCAGACAAACAGAUGCCUGCCUCUCUUUUUCUCUGCAGGUGGAAAUAUGAGAGAGAUGGAGAGAAGAAAGAUUGAUAGAAAGAUUCAAUCCUCCAGCAGAGGGGACCAUCUGAUAUGCUGUUUUCAUAUUUCCGUCCGCACCGAAAAGAAAAAAAAAAAAAAAUAAACAUCCUGCCUUUAAGUGACAGCCACCCAUCUCAAUCCAUUCCUGCACCCCCUCCGUCAUGCACGCCCACCCCGCGCACACUUACACAUGCUCUUGUGCGUCUCCGUUUACACAGUAAACACUCAAGACACGCCGGCUUUUUGCAUGUGCUCUUCACUCUUGUCAUCCUCCUCCACACUGCCAUGGAAACAGAAUUCUGCCUUCAAAUAUCUUUAUUGUCUGAGGGUAUGUGCUUGUCAGUCAGUGAUUUCGAAGUUGUUGUUUUUUUGUGAAGGGGGGGGGUGGUCUCUCUUUGUCUAGCCAUGGCUCCAUAAGCUUUAAUCAGAGCCUCUGCUUAUGCUACAUUUACUAAUCCCCCUCUACAAGUCAGGGACAAGAGGCAGCAUCCCUGACACAUGGGUUUGAAAAAUGCUUUACUUUGCUGCCCACUGCUGCGGUGUCCAUACCAUAGUCUCACACACAGGGGUGAGCAGAUGUUUAAUGGUGCAGUGGCAGAGAGGCAAAAAAUAAAAUGAAGCAGAGAGGGGAGACGCUUCUUGAGUCAUGGUCGACUGGGUGGCUGUGUGGCAGGCAGCUAAAAAAGGUUUGAGUCAUUCUCCAUAUGUGACUUGUUUUCCAAGUGCGUCAGCAGUGCGCAGACGCCACCAGCCUGCACCUGCAAGAAGGUCUUCGUGACUUAAACUGUGGCCACUUGGCUGUGCCGCCGUUCCCUCCAUUUCCUACCUGUCAGUCUCAUCAUUUCAUUUUCAACCCACACCCUGUCCCUGCUUAUGUCAAAUGUCACAUAGAUGUGAUCGCUGACAACAGAACGCUGAUGCAUGCUGAAAAGCGUGGCUGCCCAACGCACACCAAGCACGCAUAAACAAAACUCGCACCUACUCAUAUGUCAUCAGCACUGUCACGCUUGUAAGCGCUCGUGCUCCAGAGUGUGUCUGCUUUUUUUUUUUUUUCGGAGGGAAGGAUAUUGGAGGAAUAUUGUCUUUUUGUGUGUAGUCAAGUGAUGUAUAGAGGUGCACGUUCCCUCCUUCUCUCUCAUAAACAUGCUGCUUCCUGGGGGAGAGCAGAUGGCUAAGCCCAGCUCGCCACCUGCAGGCUGCUUCCUGCACGCCACGGGCAUCUCUGUGGGUAACACUGCCAGCUCUGGCAGCCCUAUAAGGUUCAGGGUUCCACCCCACCCUGAGUUACACAUCUUUGCCCGGCACAGACUUUAGAACUGGCCUCCUGACAAUAACUCACUGCCCAGGCACCAUUACCAAUGCAAUAAACAAAGUAAAGAAUGUGCCAUGUCAUCAGCUAAUACUGACACGAUAUGUGUUUGCAGAAUGUGCCAAAUCGUCUCAUGAUGACACGUUUUAAUACUAUCUGGAGUUAUUUCUGUUUAUUUUUUUAUUGCGUUGUUUGUACAUGAAUAAUACAUUAGCAAAUGUUUUAUGGAUUUGUGAUUUGUUCUGCCAGACUAAGUCUCAAGUCGACUAGAUGCUUGUGUAUAGUCCAGCGCAGCUUUUGAGGGUUAUUUUAAAUCCUCUUUAUUCAUCUUUUUCCCAGAGCAGAGCGAAGACCACUCUCAAUGAGUUUCAUCUGGGUGACACGAGUGUGGUAUUUUAUAAAUGAACACAUGAAGAAAGUAUUUUGUUUUAGGAAAUCUGUGACAUCUGUACACAAGUAUCUAAGCGUUUCGAUGUGUUUUUGUUUUUACCGAGACUACCCUCUAGAUUAUUUCAAUAUAAGAUACAAUACCAUGUUCAUACCAUAUCUUCUUUAUAAGAAGACCUUUACUUGUGUUCCUUUAUUUGACAGCAGUUUGUUUCAAAAGGCUGAGCUCCCUGGACCAGUACAAAUUCAUAACACAACUGGCACUCUGGAGAAAAAAAAAGGAACCAUCUCUGUCUGCUAGGAUUCAGCAGGGAAACAGGAGCUAGAGGUUUCUCUUUUUUUUUUGUGGCUGUGCAGCUUGAUCAUCAGCACGCAAAUAUCAUUAGCUUAUAAAUGGCCAGAGUGCAAAAGUGACUAGGUCCUAAAAAGUCUGAAGAGUAACAUCUCUCCUGCGUCUACUUGUACCAAGACACUGAUUUAUCAUUUUGAUAACUGCAGCUUAUUUUUGUGGAUGCUUUAGCACUUCUUACUUUGCCAGAGCAUAUUUGUGAUGAUGAACAGUUCACAAGUUCUGAUACAGUUGUCUCAAUGUGCUUGUGCAAGUAGUUCUAUUUUUUACCAGUAAAACUAUUUUGUGAAAGCAA